Messenger RNA from Coregonus sp. 'balchen', 26297 nucleotides. NCBI's taxonomy places the organism in Eukaryota, Metazoa, Chordata, Actinopteri, Salmoniformes, Salmonidae. The record is from the annotation of a GenBank genome assembly.
AGGAGGAGGAGGAGGAAGAGGAGCUCUAUGGGGCAGUUGUGUCCUCUCCUCCUCCCCCUGCUGGAGCCAAGGAGGACCCAGGCAUUGUGACGGCCCUGGAGGCCAGCGAGGAUCUGAUCCUUGAAGGAGCUGGGUUGUACUCUGAGGCUCAGGCUGCAGUUCUGCCUAUGUCGUCCUCAACUGGUCCUCAAAGCUCCAUCACCUCCACAUUACCCUAUGAACCGAAGAGCUCCUCUCCUUCCCCUGCCUCCACCUUCAACUCCUCUCCCUCCAAAUCUAGCGACAAACCCUUCUUCAGCCUGGUCAAGUCUCUAUCCUCUGACAUCGUCGAGCCUUCUGAGAUUGCCUCCAUCUCCCCCGCUGCCCCCAUUUCCGUGCGCCACCGCCACCUGAUGAAAACCCUGGUCAAGUCACUCUCCUCUGACACCUCCCAGGAAUCCCCACCUUCCUCCUCCUCCUCACCCUACCGCCUCUCGGACUCCCGCCUCAACCUGCACCUCUUCAAGCAGUUCACCCAAUCCCGUGCACCGGUGGGCGUCGUCGCCGGUGGUGACUCCAAGACCGCCCCCUCCUCGACGCUCACCUCCCCAGACAGCCUUAACUUCUUCAAGGCGUCCGUGGAGGCAAGCAUCGAGGACACUAAGCGCCGUUUCUCCGAGGCCAUCUCCGAGCCUCUCCAGCUGUUCAAUAAGAUCAUGGAGGACAAGAGCGGUGGCAUUGGCAGCAGUGCCUUCCGGUCCAAAGCGCUCUCGUCCAGUGCUUCGGAGCUCACCUGCCUGGCCUCCCUCAACAACGGCCAACCGGAGAGCAACAACAACAACUACAGCAUCAAGGAGGAGGAAACCGGGGGCGACUGGGAGUCCGAAGGAGCCGCAAACGGAGCCAGCUCCAUUGGCUUGCCAAAUCCCACCGCUGACACCAGUCACACCAGAAGUCCUAAGAUGUCUUCCUCCGCUUCCGCCUCUCUCGGCCUGGACAAGUGCUCCAUGUCAGCCCUGGCCAAGCUGGAGGACGAGGACUUCUGCAUCCUGUCUAGUGAGGACUUUGAGGAUACCGAGGGGGAUUCUGGAGACAGAACGGACAGUACAUGCAGCCAAGUCAGACUGCCCCCUAGUGGCAGUCCGGAACUAUGCAGUGACGACAAGUCAGAGGGAGAAGAUCCACCACCCAGCAUUCCACACUACACCCUGAUCAUCAUUACAGCGCUGGUCUACGGGUACUUUGUGUUGCCACUGCCCACCUACGUUGGGGGUAUGCUGCUGGGAGUGGGACUAGGGUUCAUGCUAGCUAUCGCUGUGGUGUGGUUGGCCGGACCCAAGUCUUCUGGCAAUCGCACCAGACAUCCCAGACACCAGGGGAAGCUGUGGAACAUGGCCCAGCUGGGCAUCAAAGAGCCAAGCAUCUUCAAGGUGAGGAACUCCAUGGUCUUAUAACCUAUUGGGCCUCUAACCCCUCCUCAGGGACCCCCAGAUGUUUCACAAUUUAGUUGUACCCUAGAACUACCACACACCUGAUUCACUAAUCAAGGGCUUAAUGAUUAGUUGAGAAGUUGAAUCAGUAGUGCUAGCUCUGGAAUAGAGCAAAUUCAUUGCGGGUCCCCGAGGAGAGGUUUGAAAACACUGUAAAACCAAUUCACUGAAUAUAUGCAGAAAUCCAUGGUCACACAAAUAGGCAGUGGUGCUGAACACAGACCCAAAAUGAAAGAUUCCUAAGCCCAUGUUAUUAUUACGUAGCUAAUGGCUGGAUUUCUAUUCGUUAACAAUGAGAGACCUGCUGUGGUAAAGUAUCACGUUGAACUUUCCCAAUAGUUGUGUUAUAUCAGAGCAAAGCUGCUUUAGACCGACCAUUAGAAAGAUUGAUUUCUCAGGGUUGACCUGUAAUUCACUAGCCUUGAUCCCAUUAGUGUUCAUUGUAAAUUUAAGAAGAAGCCUGAUGACCGUCUUGUAGCCUGGUCUGCGUUUGUCAAUGUAAUACUGUUUACAUAAAAGCACCUUAAAAUACUUUCACAUGAAACUUCCAAUGUUCUCAAAUUUUUCAGAAAUCCUAGUUUAGUCCCUCCUAAUUCCAGGAAUCCUCCAACUGGGACUUCUUAAUAACCUGGGAACUUUGGGAAUUGUGCAACCCUUGUAGAGAAUUAAUUGUAAGAGCACUAGACCAGGUCUCUUUUUAUACUGACUGAUUACCUACAUGUAACUGCCAAAAUAAAGGAAACACCAGCAAAGUUUCUUAAUAGGGCGUUGGGCCAACAUGAGCCGCCAGAACAGCUUAAAUGCACUGUGGCAUAGAUUCUACAAGUGUCUGGAACUCUAUUGGAGGGAUGCGACACCAUUCUUACAUGAGAAAUUCCAUCAUUUGGUGGUGUUUUGUUGAUGGUGGUGGAAAAUGCUGUCUCAGGCACUGCUCCAGAAUCUCCCAUAAGUGUUCAGUUGGGUUGAGAUCUGGUGACUGAGACACAAACAGACUCUCACUCACACACACACACACACACACGCACACACACACACACACACACACACACACACACCCUAUGCUCCUUUGAAACCCCUCUUUCAAAGUCACUGAGAUCUCUUCUAGACAUUGUAGACAAAAUAAUGGGCAAAAGGGCAUCUUUAUAUGUGACACUAAGCAUGAUGGGAUAUUCAUUUCUUAAUUAACUCAGGAACCACACCUGUGUGGAAGCACCUGCAUUCAAUAUAUUUGUAUCCCUUAUUUACACAAGGUUCCUUUAUUUUGGCAGUUACCUGUACAACGUUUGCGCACCCAUCAUGAUCCGUGACUGGCUUAAAGGGAUACUUCGGGAUUUUAGCAAUGAGGCCAUUUAUCUACUUCCCCAGAGUCAGAUGAACUAGUGGAUACCAUUUUAUGUCUCUGUGUCCAGUAUGAAGGAAGUUAGAGGUAGUUUCGGAAGCCAAUGCUAACUAACGUUAGCACAAUGACUGGAAGUCUAUGGGUAUCUGCUAGCAUCCUGUCACAGACCCUUCUAUUAUUCUCCUCUAGUUUCCUUACUAGUAUCUCAUCUAGACAAAUGCAGACGACUGUUGUAACAGCACACAUAAAGUGCCAUUCAGAGAAGAAAUACGCCUAUUUGAGCAUCAAAUGAGAUCAUCCACGCUUCGACUCUCUCACCGCUUUGAUGUCAGAGGGAGCAAAAGAGCGAGACUCCGAGGCAAAUAUACCUCAUCCUCCAUUGUUAGCGCUAAUGGACAAUAAAUUACCUGAGGGAAGUUGUAUUAGUGCUAGCCAGCUGGCUCAUUUAGCAGCAUUAGCACUCAAAUGGAUCAGACAGAGAAUAGUCACUGUGGCUGUAUAUCAUACUCAAAGCCUGUUAGCCUACUCUCUCUUCACUGCUAAUGCCCUCCAUAGCUUGCCAGGCAGUAGUAGACUCUGUGGGAAAGUGAUCACCCCAUGUCCCGUGGCCCUCUUCCAAAUGUUGUCACCUCUGGACUGACUGGCUGCGAAAGCCAGUCGGUCAGUCACAUAAUAUAAUGGAGAGGGUUCACUGUCUUGUUUGACCCCCACAUAUUGGAAAGCUGAUGAUAACAUCACCGGCAGGCAGCACACAAACACAUUAACUGGCAGGCUUUACUGUCCCGGGCUUGGCCUUCUCAGUCAAAGGGACAGUGAAUGGUGGUGUUAUGGACACAAAGGGGAUAGGCUUUGUUCAGGACAAGUAUGAGAAUUUGGUGACAACAAUGUCUUCUCUCUCUCUUUCUCUCUCAUUCUCUCACAUGCCCGCUCUGUCUCCUCUCUUUUUUCUGUCUUUAUUUCUGUCAUUCUAUCUCUCUCCCAUCUCCCUCUCUUCAUAUCUAGCUGUGGGAGCAUUAGACCCAGCACAUCUAAGCCUAUAUCAAGUUUCCUGCAGGAGACUUGUGUGUCUGUGAUGGCAAAGCUCUAGGGGCCAUCUUGAUCUCUGUGAGGAGGAAGGGACGAGAUGAGACUAGAGGGAUGCGUCCUAAAUGGCACCCUAUUCCUUAUAUAGUGCACUACUUCAGACUCGAGGGGUAGACGAGGGGUAGAGGCAGCAAGUUACUAGAUGACUGCUGUCGAGAUUUUACUAUCCUCUUCAAUCUACUGCCGUUGGAUGAGGAUUUUAUUAGUGGUUCAAGGACAAACCAGCGGUGCAAUAUUUCUCAACACAUGUUGGAAUUGUAUAACGUGAACAAUAUGCACUAGUUGUAAAAGUGAUAAUAGCCACUAGGAGCAACCAGUUUCAAUCUUCACUAUACCUAACCCACAGUGCAGACCAUCAGGGUUGAGGUCAAGUCAUGGAUUGUUGUGUGUUUGAAUCUCUGUGAUGGCAUCACCAUUCUUUGAAGGUUAAGCAUUUUAGAAGUUACUGGUCCCGUCUGUGGCAUAGGACAUGGUCAGGGAUUUAGACCAACUUGAUUUCCACCCCUUAGAUUUGAUUAGGCCUAGUAGUUUAAUUAAGCUCUUGGUAGCAGUGACAUUAGAACACACACACACACACACACACACAUAUACACACACACACACAGACAGGGUGCAGUCUAAGCCAGCAGGAGUGAUUUAUGAGGAAAACACAGCUAGAUAAAUCAUAAAGUUUUAAAAUUGACCUCAACACAAAAUAUGUUUGUAACCUAUUUUUCCAAAAAUAAAUGGAAUUUUUGACCCACCCACUACAUCAUUUUGGUCUAACUACACACAUGGGGCGCCCUAACUCACAAAGAGACUGGGUUUUCAUUUUAAUACAUAGUGCCUGUUCAUAAAUUGAAAUGACAACGCAAACAAACCCAGUGAAGGAGCUGAAAGCAACACACACACACACACGUAGGCAGAGGAACUUCAAAGGCUAUCUGCUAAGCCAGAGAAACAAUGAAAUGAUUGGCUCAGGUCUAUUGGCAAGACAUGCAUCAUACUUCUCAACAGCCUGCUGUGAGCAUUACCAAAUCCUUCUGAUCCAGCCUAUCCGUUCUAGACCAUUUUUACACACACACAAACUAAAUCACAAUGAUUGUGAUUUAGUUUCUAUACAUAGACGGAAUCAAAUGUUCAUGCAUUUAGCAUUAAUUUGCUUUGUCAGCUGCAUAAAAUCAUUGUAAAGUCUUUCCGGAAGGGUUCAGCAGGGCAAGAGGUUCAUACAGUGCAUUCAGAAAGUAUUCAGACCCCUUGACUUUUUCCACAUUUUGUUACUUUACAGCCUUAUUCUAAAAUGUGUGUGUGUGUGUGUGUAUGUGUAUAUAUAUAUAUAUAUAUAUAUAUAUAUAUAUAUAUAUAUAUAUAUAUAUAUAUACACACACACACACACACACAUACAGUGGGGAGAACAAGUAUUUGAUACACUGCCGAUUUUGCAGGUUUUCCUACUUACAAAGCAUGUAGAGGUCUGUCAUUUCUAUCAUAGGUACACUUCAACUGAGAGAGACGGAAUCUAAAACAAAAAUCCAGAAAAUCACAUUGUAUGAUUUUUAAGUAAUUAAUUUGCAUUUUAUUGCAUGACAUAAGUAUUUGAUACAUCAGAAAAGCAGAACUUAAUAUUUGGUACAGAAACCUUUGUUUGCAAUUACAGAGAUCAUACGUUUCCUGUAGGUCUUGACCAGGUUUGCACACACUGCAGCAGGGAUUUUGGCCCACUCCUCCAUACAGACCUUCUCCAGAUCCUUCAGGUUUCUGGGCUGUCGCUGGGCAAUACGGACUUUCAGCUCCCUCCAAAGAUUUUCUAUUGGGUUCAGGUCUGGAGACUGGCUAGGCCACUCCAGGACCUUGAGAUGCUUCUUACGGAGCCACUCCUUAGUUGCCCUGGCUGUGUGUUUCGGGUCGUUGUCAUGCUGGAAGACCCAGCCACGACCCAUCUUCAAUGCUCUUACUGAGGGAAGGAGGUUGUUGGCCAAGAUCUCGCGAUACAUGGCCCCAUCCAUCCUCCCCUCAAUACGGUGCAGUCGUCCUGUCCCCUUUGCAGAAAAGCAUCCCCAAAGAAUGAUGUUUCCACCUCCAUGCUUCACGGUUGGGAUGGUGUUCUUGGGGUUGUACUCAUCCUUCUCCUUCCUCCAAACACGGCGAGUGGAGUUUAGACCAAAAAGCUCUAUUUUUGUCUCAUCAGACCACAUGACCUUCUCCCAUUCCUCCUCUGGAUCAUCCAGAUGGUCAUUGGCAAACUUCAGAUGGGCCUGGACAUGCGCUGGCUUGAGCAGGGGGACGGCGUUAGGGUGUUACUAAUGGUUUUCUUUGAGACUGUGGUCCCAGCUCUCUUCAGGUCAUUGACCAGGUUCCUGCCGUGUAGUUCUGGGCUGAUCCCUCACCUUCCUCAUGAUCAUUGAUGCCCCACGAGGUGAGAUCUUGCAUGGAGCCCCAGACCGAGGGUGAUUGACCGUCAUCUUGAACUUCUUCCAUUUUCUAAUAAUUGCGCCAACAGUUGUUGCCUUCUCACCAAGCUGCUUGCCUAUUGUCCUGUAGCCCAUCCCAGCCUUGUGCAGGUCUACAAUUGUAUCCCUGAUGUUCUUACACAGCUCUCUGGUCUUGGCCAUUGUGGAGAGGUUGGAGUCUGUUUGAUUGAGUGUGUGGACAGGUGUCUUUUAUACAGGUAACGAGUUCAAACAGGUGCAGUUAAUACAGGUAAUGAGUGGAGAACAGGAGGGCUUCUUAAAGAAAAACUAACAGGUCUGUGAGAGCCGGAAUUCUUACUGGUUGGUAGGUGAUCAAAUACUUAUGUCAUGCAAUAAAAUGCAAAUUAAUUACUUAAAAAUCAUACAAUGUGAUUUUCUGGAUUUUUGUUUUAGAUUCCGUCUCUCACAGUUGAAGUGUACCUAUGAUAAAAAUGACAGACCUCUACAUGCUUUGUAAGUAGGAAAACCUGCGAAAUCGGCAGUGUAUCAAAUACUUGUUCUACCCACUGUAUAUAUAUUAUUAUUAUUUUAUUUUUUAUCUCAUCAGUCUACACAUAAUACCCCAUAAUGACAAAGCGAAAACAGGUUUUUAGAAAUGUUAGUACAUUUAUUACAAAGCGAAAACAGAAAUACCUUAUUUACGUAAGUAUUCAGACCCUUUGAGACUAUGAGACUCGAAAUUGAGCUCAGGUGCAUCCUGUUUCCAUUGAUCAUCCUUGAGAUGUUUAUACAACUUGAUUGGAGGCCACCUGUGGUAAAUUCAGUUGAUUGGACAUGAUUUGGAAAGGCACACACCUGUCUAAUAUUAGGUCCCGCAGUUGACAGUGCAUGUCGGCGCAAAAACCAAGCCAUGAAGUCGAAGGAAUUGUCCUUAGCACUCCGAGACAGGAUUGGGUUGAGGCACAGAUGUGGGGGAAGGAUACCAAAAAAUUACUGCAGCAUUGAAGGUCCCCAAGAACACAGUGCCUUCCAUCAUUCUUAAAUGGAAGAAGUUUAGAACCACCAAGACUCUUCCUGGAGCCAGCCGCCCGGGCAAACUGAGCAAUCGGGGGGAAGGGCCUUGGUCAGGGACGUGACCAAGAACCCGAUGGUCACUGACAGAGCUCCAGAGUACCUCUGUGGAGAUGGGAGAACCUUCCAGAAGGACUACCAUCUCUGCAGCACUCCACCAAUCUGGCCUUUAUGGUAGAGUGGUCAGACGGAAGCCACUCCUCAGUAAAAGGCACAUGACCGCCCGGUUGGAGUUUGCCAAAAGGCACCUAAAGACUCUCAGACCAUGAGAAACAACAUUCUCUGGUCUGAUGAAGCCAAGAUUGAACUCUUUGGCCUCGAAUGCCAUGCAUCACAUCUGGAGGAACCCAGGCACCACCCCUACGGUGAAGCAUGGUGGUGGCAGUAUCAUGCUAUGGGGAUGUUUUUCAGCAGCAGGGACUGGGAGACUAGUCAGGUUCGAGGGAAAGAGGAGUAGAGAGAGAUCCUUGAUGAAAACCUGCUCCAGAGCGCUUAGGACAACGACCCGAAGCACAGCUAAGACAAAGCAGGAGUGGCUUCGGGACAAGUCUCUGAAUGGCCUUGACUGGCCCGAACCCGAUCGAACAUCUCUGGAGAGACCUGAAAAUAGCUGUACAGCGACACACCCCAUCCAACCUGACAGAGCUUGAGAGGAUCUGCAGAGAAGAAUGACAAGCUUGUCGCGUCCUACCCAAGAAGACUCAAGGUUGUAAUCGCUGCCAAAGGUGCUUCAACAAAGUACUGAGUAAAGGGUCUGAAUACUUAUGUAAAUGUUAUAUUUCUGUUUUUUAUUACAAAGUAGAUACCUCAAAUGUUAAUUGAUUGAUAGAUUGGUUUAAUGUCAUUGGUUGAUUGUUCCAUUCGUUUGUCCAUUGAUUGAUUGACCUGACUGAUUUCCCUAUCUCCCCCUGCAGGGCUGGAUGAACGAGAUAGUGAACUAUGACCCGGAGACAUACCACGCCACUCUGACCCACUCUGUGUAUGUGAGACUGGAGGGCUCCAUCCUGCGCCUGUCCAAACCCAACCGCAACAUCACCCGGCGGGCCACGCAUAACGAAACCAAGCCCGACGUCACCUACAUCAGCCAGAAGAUCUAUGACCUCACUGACAGCAAGGUGGGUGCGUUUCCCCUAGGUACAGAUUUAGGAUCCGCUUCCCCUCCCCAAUCCUAACCUUUACCAUUAAAGUGGAAAAUGCAGAUUGACCCAAGAUCAGCUAUGGGCGGGGUUGUGGGUGCAUGUGUCACCAUCUGCUAUAUAUUACAUAUAACAUACUUGAUGUGUAUACUUGGCCCUGGUCUUGGUGUCAGGUUUGGGUUCAUUUUCAAUUGAAGUUCCCAUUAUGCCACACACACACCCAACUCAAUCAAUCCUUCUAUUCCCUCUCUAGAUCUAUCUGGUGCCCCAGAGUCUGGCCAGGAAGCGCGUGUGGAACAAGAAGUACCCUGUCUGCAUCGAGCUAGCCAAGCAGGAUGACUUCAUGUCCAAGGCAGAGGGCGACUGCAGCGAAACCACAGACGAGAAAGCCACAACCACAGGAGAGGCGACCGUGGGGACGGAGGAGGCCAAAAGGUCCAGUGGUCCAGAGCUGACCCUGUACCUGUUUGGUCGAACGGGGAGGGAGAAGGAGGAGUGGCACCGGAGGAUCCUGCUGGCCUCCAACCCUCCCAAGACAGGGAUGAAGAGAGCCACCAGUCUGCAGGGGAGUAAGACUGGUGAGUGGAUGGAUCUAGGUGCCAGACAUACACACACACACACUCACGGACAAACGCAAACACUUACACACACAUUCUUCCAAACUUGUUAUUUACAGGAAGUUAUCGUCUGGCAUGGUUGCACAGAUAUAGUGUGACAAUGUGAAAGUGACUGAGGAAAGUGCAAGACCACAUUUGUAUUUCAUAAUGCACAUGCAAUAUAUUGAUCCUGCUGCAUCUUUCUAAUAUCUUGUUGACCUUUCACCCUCCUGUCAGCCUUGAGCUCCCACAGCCGCAGCAGCAGCCGGAGCAGUCUGGACGAGGUGCUAGCGUCUCAGCCCAGGACCAGGGACUCAACAGCAGGCAUAGCAGCCAAGACUAAGUCCCUACUGGACUACAGUGUCUACAUGGCCACGCUAGUGCCCCCCGAGACUGGCACUGCCACUACUACUGCCACCCCCAUCGCUGCCACUAGUCCCGUAGUCCAGAGUCCACAGAGUAGCCCUGGGUCGGGCAAGAAGGUACACCUUCAACCCCCUCCCUUAUUUCUUUAUCUCUUUUAGUCUUUUUUUCUUUCUUUUUUUCCUUUACUGUACUAUACUCUAUUGUUAAAUGAAUCUAUAAUUUCUUUACAUUCUACAUAAUUUCUGUAAAUAAUCUCAAUUACAGUACACAGUUGUGCGUAAAUUAGUAUUUAUCUCGCUUCCUUUUUUUCUCCACUUGUGUCCCCGCCUCCCUACCAGUUGCCGAGCAGCAGCAGCAUUGGCCCUGUCGUGGUGCAGGGGGAGGAGGAGCCUGUUGCCUGGGUGAACACUGUGAUUGGCCGGGUGGCAUGGGACUUCCUGAGCGAGCCCUACUGGGCCGAUGUGGUCUCCAAGAAGAUCCAGAUGAAACUCAGCAAGAUCCGGGUGGGUGGCCUUCGACCUCUCACCUCUCACAUAUGACCUUGCUGUGACAAAGGGCUCAUGUGUUUAAAAGAGCAUUCUUACACUGUUGUAGCUAUACUGUAUUCAAAUCAAAUCAAAUCAAAUGUUAUUGGUCACAUGCGCCGAAUACAACAGGUGCAGACAUUACAGUGAAAUGCUUACUUACAGCCCUUAACCAACAGUGCAUUUAUUUUUAACAAAAAAAGUAAAAAUAAAACAACAACAAAAAAAGUGUUGAGAAAGAAAAGAGCAGAAGUAAAAUAAAGUGACAGUAGGGAGGCUAUAUAUACAGGGGGGUACCGCUGCAGAGUCAAUGUGCGGGGGCACCGGCUAGUUGAGGUAGUUGAGGUAAUAUGUACAUGUGGGUAGAGUUAAAGUGACUAUGCAUAAAUAAUUAACAGAGUAGCAGCAGCGUAAAAAGGAUGGGGUGGGGGGGCAGUGCAAAUAGUCCGGGUAGCCAUGAUUAGCUGUUCAGGAGUCUUAUGGCUUGGGGGUAGAAGCUGUUGAGAAGUCUUUUGGACCUAGACUUGGCACUCCGGUACCGCUUGCCGUGCGGUAACAGAGAGAACAGUCUAUGACUAGGGUGGCUGGGUAUUCUGUUACCACUGAGCUCCAGAGGUUCAACAGAGCAGAUCGAAGGACAGAAAAUGGAGGGAUGAAGAAGAUGGAGUGCAAGGUUUAUUUGGCUCGGAAGGAGGGAAGAGGGGUAGAAAGAGAGGAGCCAUGCAUGCCUAAUAAAGAAAAAGAUACCAGGGGUUUUAUGCCUCACAGUUGAUCCUUACUACUCUGCAGACACACACACACACACACACUCUAAAUGUCAGCCACUGCCGCUGUGCAGCCCCGCCACAGGACUCAGAGACUCCACACUGGGUUCAGAGAGAGAACCUCAUCCCUCUCUCUCUCCAUCCCUCCGUCCCUGUUUUGAUCCUGGUCCUUCGAUUAUCCCCAUUGUGUCAUCUUUGGGGUUGUUACUAGUCCCACGAUAGCCCUUCGUCUGGUCCUAUUCCCAAUGUCAUGUGGUGAUGUUGGCUGUUAGUCUUGUUUUCUCAGCUAGCCGGCGUGGGGGAGUCGAUAGGGGCCUUUGUGGCAGAUGAGAAUGACUGGUAGAAUGUGGGAAAUGUAGAAGGAGUGAGUGGUCUGUUACCAUUAUCCUUUAACUUGCACUUACUGUACGUACCCCUGCAGCUGCAGACCUUUUGUAUGUGUGUAUUUAUGCUUGUAUAAUGAGUGUGUGUGUGUGUGUGUGUGUGUGCUCAUAAUGUCUGCGUAAAGACAUCUACUUGACCGUUUCUUUCUCCUCCAGCUCCCCUACUUCAUGAACGAGCUGACCUUGACAGAGCUGGACAUGGGUGUGGCCACUCCCAGAAUCCUUGGCGCCUCCAAACCCUCAGUGGACCACCAAGGUAAGAACCCUGGGCAUGUGCUACUGUACUGUCCAUCAACCAAAUCCUGACCAGUGAAGAAAACUGCAAUGCAUUGUGUUUAUACACACACUCAAACACACAUACUGUGCCACACAAACACACACUGUGCAAUGUGCUAUUAGCGGGGUUGAAUUCAACUUCACACCGCCCCAUCGUUGCAAUUUAUCCCCCUCCGCGGUGACAUAGUGCCAGAGGCAGAGGUAUCAUUUAGAGCCGUGCUGUGCAAUCUGUUUAUUAGAAUCACAAUUUCAUUCAGGAAGGCCCUUUACGAGAAGGUAUAUACUGUAGAUUCAAUCUAGCAUGGUUCUCUAUAAGCAUAAGGGCAGUAUUGUGAGCAUGGGUGUUUGUAUGUCUGUGUCUAAUAUGUCGACAUUGGUUGGAGUCUUCUUAUCAGUACAGGAAGUCAAGCUUUCUUAUCUGCGGUGUGGGCUGAUAGCCAUAUGAUACGAGUUAAAGUGCUACAGGUCCAGGAUACACACAGUCUCUCUCUCUCACACACGCACAUGCUCGCAGGCGCGACCCACACACACACACGUAUGGCGCACUGUUGAUUUACAUCCUCCGAUUAUUCGCACACGACACGCUACUGUUUAACACGCGUACAUUUUCUCUCUCUUUUCACACACACUCCACACUCAGCUCUGUCCUAGUACGGAAGUGUCCGUGUGUCUUGUGACUACUCCCCACCCCUUCCUUAUCCAGCCCCUUUCUCUGACUAAUAAGAUUGUAAUACUAGGGCUCUGUGUUGAGUUCACCGGCUCUGUCAUAACCCCUGGACCAGGGGACAACAACACCACUGACAGACACAAUGUAAUGCUAGCUAACAGCGCUAACAAAAACCAAGACACCACAGUGACAGCAGAUAUAGCAAUGCUAACAAUGCUAAGUGCUUACAAUAACACCAUUGACAGAAACAAUGUAAUGCUAGCUAACAGCGCUAACAACAACAAGAGACCACAGUGACAGCAGAGAUAACAAUGCAAACAAUAACAACAGUGACAAUGGUGAUGGCCUCGACGCUAACGACGGCAGCAACAACAACAAAAGAUGAGUGUCUUUUACAUAGCCACUUAGCCAGUCAUGUUAACAACAGCAACGAUCACAACAACAUGUUUUAGGCUGGUCAUUCAUUCAGCAUUAGAAAAAGCUAUGAUGGCGAAGGAGGAUACACAUUUGGAAAGGGUUAAGGCUGCACACACACUCUCACACACACACAUAAACCAUAUGAUCGAAAAGUAAUGGGAAUAGAUUAUUAAUUGAACGAGAUGCCAGACGUGUCGAUGAUGACUUAAUGCUUCCAUUCUAUAUUGUAAGACUAUCUAAGAAUAAGAAUUUUAACAUUACGUUAAUCAACAGAGGGAGCAUGUGCAAUCCCAGUAGGGGCAAUAGCUCAACUCAAUAUCACAAAUUGACAACAUUAUCAAUGAAUAUAUCUAAUAAGAAGAAUUAGAUCAUUAUGUUCCACAAGAGUCUACCCAAUCCUGAUAGGCGUUUACUCACUCAAUAUCACUAAUUGACAACAUUAUCGAUGAAGAACAUACUAUGUUAGUUAAACUCUUGUUUAUAAUAUUAUGCUAGUGUGAUGGAAUGUGGUUUGUGGGCAAAUGCCUUGCUAAGUGCAAUGUAAUCAAGUCCUGAGCAGUUGAGUGGGUCCCAUGGUUAUCUGUUAGACUGAGUAAAUAAUGGUUGAGGUACAUAGGGGCCAUAGUCUUGGCUGUUAGUUGCACAACCAGCUUCUCAGUACAAACACACUGCAGUUUGUAUAGUACAGUUGAGCAUAGGUUUGGACAAUACAUAAUAUUAAUAUUACUAGUAAUAAAUGCCUCAACUUUGGUAGAGUGACUGUCUGUUGGUUGCUUCCUAGCCGAAGCAGAGUAUCUCUCGUAACAUCUAACCAUCCAGCACCUUACCUUCCGUAUUUGCACAGUAGGUAAUCAUUAUUGGGUGCAUACAUUUACAUUUACAUUUUAGUCAUUUAGCAGACGCUCUUAUCCAGAGCGACUUACAGUUAGUGAAUACAUAUUUUUUUAUACUGGCCCCCCGUGGGAAUCGAACCCACAACCCUGGCGUUGCAAACGCCAUGCUCAAUCAACUGAGCUACAUCCCUGCCGGCCAUUCCCUCCCCUACCCUGGACGACGCUGGGCCAAUUGUGCGCCGCCCAUGAGUCUACACAUCACAUGUCAUUUCUGGGUACAUACACCCUUAAGGAAGUUAUGCCCCACAGUAUAGAUGUUCUUGCAUCUUAUUACUGUGUAAAUAUUAGGAGAGAUGGCGUCAUAUGAUAUGUAGAUUAGAUACUUUACAUUCUAGUAAUGGCCAAAGAUGACUGGCCAACUUAAUGCCCCACCCCAUUGGGGCAUGGCCCUCCUAUGGCCUCUAAUUGGCUAGGGCCCAGCCAUGAACCUGCUUCCCCCAUGGGCCUGAGUUACAGACAGGAAGAGAGAAACACUAGUGAAAGAAUGUGUGUUUCUACAUCUGGCAUUCGGAUCGUCGCUUCUCUCUCUCUCUACCCAUCUCUCUCUCCUUCUCUGUCUUUCUACAGUACCCAUCUUUCUUUCAUUCUACCAGUUUCUCUGUUCCCUCUCUGUUCCUCAUGCUAUUUCUUCCUGUUUUUGCCAAACACUGUCUGUUUCUUUCUCUCUGUGUCUCCCUGCUGUACCUCAGAGUCACUGCCACCAGUGUUUUGUCAUUUUUAUCACAUCCGCUUAGAUGAGACUUAAUGAGAAAGGAAAUGGAUUGCACCACAGGCUAAGAGGGGAACAGAUUAUGUUGGAUCAGAGUUGGAGGAAUGCACUUCCACUACACUCAGGAGGACUGGGUUAUGUUCAUUAGUCACCAAACAGUAAAGCAUUGAGUGAAAUGGGGAGGGGCUACUUACACUUUUCCAAUAAGAAUGAACAUGACCCAGGCUUCCACAAACACUUUGUUGUUGUUAUGGGUUGAAGGAGUAAUCAGCGUUCUGGGAAAAUACAGUUUUAUUGCCUGAUGUUAUGCAAUGUAAUGUUUUGCAAGAUGUAAGAUGUUGUCAAUAAUAUGGUGGUUCGAUCCAACUAGGUUACAGAGUCCCACUAUCUCGCACCCAAAUGUUAGGCAACCCCACUGCAGUCCACCCCCCCCCGAACUGGCAAUGUGCAGGUUAACAGACAAAUAUUUGCUAGAAUUCAACAACGUUUGAAUCAUUUGCAUUGGAACAAGAGUAUGCAACUAUAAUGUUUCUAAAGGAAAAGAUUCCUCUAGCUUACAUUCUAAAGAAACGUGGGUAUAAUCCAAAAGAGUUAGAGAGGCCCAGUCUGCGGUGUGCAGCCUGCCUGUCCUCCAGGCAGCUCAAGGUCUCUGCCUUCUGCCCUUACUGGAACUGCUGGGCAACCACGAUCAAUACAAAUCACUGGCAGUGGAACAGAGGGUGGACCUAAGGACCAACAUCUGUCUGUCUGUGUGCUUGUGUGUCUAUGCUUGUGUGUGUGUGCGCAUACGUGCACUCGCUUGUAUGCUUUUGUGCCAGAGUGUGUACUUUCCUGCGUGCUUUCACGUUCAUAUCCUUCCUUCCUCCUAGCCUGUAUGCAUGGGAGUGCUCUGCUCUUCUGACUCCUCACCAGGCCAGCUCACCCCAAUUAAGCCGGGGUUGGCCCUUCUAUACUGCUCUCGCAGCUAGCGAUUUGGGGCUCCUCUCCCCACGCUAUCAGACCAACAGCCCUGCCCUCCCUAAACCCCUAACGCUGUCGGACACAGCCUUAUUAUCACCAGGGCCCUCCAGGUCCAGACAGGGUUAGGCAAGGGCCACAAGUCCCCGGGGGGUGGGUGUGUGCCUCUGGUGUCACAGGGCUGCCUUGUGGUCACUUAGCACAGCUAGCGUUCAGGCUUGGAGAAGACGGUGUUGAGAAAGAUGCACAGCUACUCCAACCCUUCUCUCUGGGAGUGUUCACCCCAUAGGCGAAUGGUGUCACUAGUUGGUUUUCAUGCAUAGUUCCUAGUCUUUUCAACCUGCUGUGUUUCUGUGAAAGCAACAGGAACAGUGAGGCUACAGGUCAUCCCAGCACAUUGAUGGCUUGCUGGCUUAUGGGCUUUCAACUCAAACGUUACUCUGUUUAUGAUUUUCCUCUCUUAAGCAUAAAGUCCUAGGUACAUUACCUUGGAUGAAAGCCCACUAAAAAACUGGCCUACAAUACUAAUUUAAAUUGAAUAUAAUACUCAUUGCUAAUAAAAUGUUUACCUAAUCUUUGUCUGUCUAGCUAUUAAGUUUAUUCUAACUGUAAGUAGGCCUAACAUCUGCCAUUUCAAAGCAGUGUAGUGCCAUACAGGAGACAUACAGCUGUCUUUCUGUACACAGUGUUCUAAGACACGCCAUGAUAAAGAAGACCUUGUUAUAUAGAGGAUGUAUGUUAUUCAAUUACAGACUCGUACAGAGCUUCACUGUUUGGAGGGGGAUAGGAGUCUCUAAUUGUCCAGUGUGCGUGUGUGUACUAUGUACAGUGCAUUCGUAAAGUUUUCAGACCCCUUUACUUUUUCUACAUUUUGUUACAUUACAGCCUUAUUCUAAAAUUGAUUACAUUGUUUUUUUCCCCCCUCAUCAAUCAACACACAAUACCCCAUUAUGACAAAGCAAAAACAGGUUUUUAGAAAUGUAUGUAUGUAUGUGUGUAUAUAUAUAUAUACACACACACACAUUACCAGUCAAAAGUUUGGACACCUACUCAUUCAAGGGUUUUUCUUUAUUUUUACUAUUUUCUACAUUGUAGAAUAAUAGUGAAGACCAACACUAUGAAAUAACACAUAUGGAAUCAUGUAGUAACCAAAAAAGGGUUAAACAAAUCAAAAUAUAUUUUAUAUUUGAGAUUCUUCAAACAGCCACCCUUUGCCUUGAUGACAGCUUUGCACACUCUUGGCAUUCUCUCAACCAGCUUCACCUGGAGUGCUUUUCCAACAGUCUUGAAGGAGUUCCCACAUAUGCUGAGCACUUGUUGGCUGCUUUUCCUUCACUCUGCCAUCCGACUCAUCCCAAACCAUCUCAAUUGGGUUGAGGUCGGGGGAUUGUGGAGGCCAGAUCAUCUGAUGCAGCACUCCAUCACUCUCCUUCUUGGUAAAAUAGCCCUUACACAGCCUGGAGGUGUGUUGGGUCAUUGUCCUGUUGAAAAACAAAAGAUAGUCCCACUAAGCCCAUACCAGAUGGGAUGGCGUAUCGCUGCAGAAGGCUGUGGUAGCCAUGCUGGUUAAGUGUGCCUUGAAUUCUAAAUAAACCACAGACAGUGUCACCAGCAAAGCACCCCCACAACAUAAUACCUCCUCCUCCAUGCAUUACGGUGGGAACUACACAUGCGGAGAUCAUCCGUUCACCCACACCGCGUCUCACAAAGACACGGCGGUUGAAACCAAAAAUCUCCAAUUUGGACUCCAGACCAAAGGACACAUUUCCACCGGUCUAAUGUCCAUCGCUCGUGUUUCUUGGCCCAAGCAGGUCUCUUCUUCUUAUUGGUGUCCUUUGGUAGUGGUUUCUUUGCAGCAAUUUGACCAUGAAGGCCUGAUUCACACAGUCCCCUCUGAACAGUUGAUGUUGAGAUGUGUCGGUGACUUGAACUCUGUGAUGCAUUUAUUUGGGCUGCAAUUUCUGAGGCUGGUAACUCUAUGAACAUAUCCUCUGCAGCAGAGGUAACUCUGGGUCUUCCAUUCCUGUGGCGAUACUCAUGAGAGCCAGUUUCAUCAUAGCGCUUGAUGGAGUUUGCGACUGCACUUGAAGAAACAUUCAGUUCUUGAAAUUUCCCGUUUCUCUUUGCUUAUUUGAGCUGUUCUUGCCAUAAUAUGGACUUGGUCUUUUACCAAAUAGGGCGAUCUUCUGUAUACCCCCCCUACCUUGUCACAACACAACUGAUUGGCUCAAACGCAUUAAGAAAUUCCACAAAUUUACUUUUAACAAGGCACACCUGUUAAUUUAAAUGCAUUCCAGGUGACUACCUCAUGGAGGUGGUUGAGAGAAUGCCAAGAGUGUGCAAAGCUGUCAUCAAGGCAAAGGGUGUCUAUUUGAAGAAUCUGAAAUAUAAAAUAUAUUUUGAUUUGUGUAAAAAACAAACAUGAUUCCAUAUGUAUUAUUUCAUAGUUUUGAUGUCUUCAUUAUUAUUCUACAAUGUAAAAAAAUAGAAAAAACGUUUGACUGGUUGUGUAUAUAAAUGGAAAUAUUACAUUUUACAUAAAUAUUCAGACCCUUUACUCAGUACUUUGUUGACGCACCUUUGGCAGCGAUUACAGCCUCAAGUGUUCUUGGGUAUUUCUCCCAUUCUUCUAUGCAGAUCCUCUCAAGCUCUGUCAGGUUUGAUAGGGAGCGUCGCUGCACAGCUAUUUUCAAGUCUCUCCAGAGAUGUUAGAUCGGGUUCAAGUCCGGGCUCUGGCUGGGCCACUCAAGGACAUUCAGAGACUUGUCCUGAAGCUACUCCUGCAUUGUCUUGGCUGUGUGCUUAGGGUCGUUGACCUGUUGGAAGUUGAACCUUCGCCCCAGUCUGAGGUCCUGAGCGCUCUGGAGCAGGUUUUCAUCAAGGAUCUCUCUACUUUGCUCCGUUCAUCUUUCCCUCGAUCCUGACUAGUCUCCCAGUCCCUACCACUGAAAAACAUCCCCACAGCAUGAUGCUGUCACCACCAUGCAUCACCGUAGGGAUGGUAUUGACCAGGUGAUGAGCGGUGCCUGGUUUCCUCCAGACUUGAGGCUUGGCAUUCAGGCCAAAGAGUUCAAUCUUGGUUUCAUCAGACCAGAGAAUCUUGUUUCUCAUGGUCUGAGAGUCCUUUAGGUGCCUUUUGGCAAACUCCAAGCGGGCUGUCAUGUGCCUUUUACUAAGGAGUGGCUUCCGUCUGGCCACUCUACCAUAAAGGCAUGAUUGAUGGAGUGCUGCAGAGAUGGUUGUCCUUCUGGAAGGUUCUCCCAUCUCCACAGAAGCACUCUGGAGCUCUGUCAGAGUGACCAUCGGGUUCUUGGUCACCUCCCUGACCAAGGCUCUUCUCCCCCGAUUGCUCAGUUUGGCCGGGCGGCCAGCUCUAGGAAGGGUCUUGGUGGUUCCAAAUCUUCUUCCAUUUAAGAAUGAUUGAGGCCACUGUGUUCUUGGGGACCUUCAAUGCUGCUGACAUUUUUUGGUACCCUUCCCCCAGAUCUGUGCCUCGACACAAUCCUGUCUCGGAGCUCUACGGACAAUUCCUUCGACCUCAUGGCUUGGUUUCUGAUCUGACAUGCACUGUCAACUGUGGAACCUUAUAUAGACUGGUGUGUGCCUUUCCAAAUCAUGUCCAAUCAAUUGAAUUUACCACAGGUGGACUCCAAUCAAGUUGUAGAAACAUCUCAAUGAUGAUCAAUGGAAAGAGGAUGCACCUGAGCUCAAUUUCGAGUCUCAUAGCAAAGGGUCUGAAUUCUUAUGUAAAUAAGGUAUUUCUGUUUUCAAUUUAUCUUUAUGGGUUAUUGAGUGUAGAUUGAUGAGGAACUAAAUUAAUUUAAUCAAUUUUAGAGUAAGGCUGUAAUAAUAAAAUGUGGAAAAAGUGAACAGGUCUGAAUAAUUUCCGAAUGCACUGUAUGUGUCUGUGUGUCGUCUAUUGAUUGACUGUCUAAUCAAGCCGGCUAGAAUUCCCAUCAUUCCUGCUGUGGGAGGUGUACAAGUGGUUUGUUAGUGGGAAGUCUUACUGUGUUGCUCAGAGAAAGUGUAUGUUCUCUCGCUCUGGCUUUCUCUCGCUCUCUGUCUCACUCUCGCUCUAUCUCGCUCUCACACACCCCUGCAUCAUCUAUCAACCCAGGAGUGCCCCCUAGUGGUGUAAAGUAGCACUCUCCCAAAGUACAGUUCCAUGAUGUGUGUGUGUGUGUGUGUUACCCUGUACGUGCUAGUGUGUAUUCACGUACUGUGCUGCUGUGUAAUGGGCCCCCUGUCGGAGAACACAGGCCUGCCCCAUGCGAGGGGGGCUUUGGGCCGGGGCCUUGAUAGGGGAUUUCUCUAACCCAGAUUAGCAGGGCUGGGGCUUUCGGGAAGAGAACCAUGUUUAUGCAGCGAGCAGCGUCCCCGCUGACAUCAAACGAGCGCUAUGAGGGGUAUCGCACGGUGUCCAACUGUUUCCCCUCUGUUCAAAGGGUCCUGUGAUCUCUCCCUCUUUCUCUCUUUUUGUAUCCCUCACUUCGGUUCUCUUCAACUGUCAGGCAAUGAGAGAAAGAUGGAGGGAAAGAGAGGGAGGGAGAUUUGAGAGGGGGAUGAACAUGGGGGUCCGAGAUGCUAGGGGGAGGGGAAGCGGCAGGGGAGCGAGGAAGAAUGGGCGAGGGAGGGAAGGGGAAGUGAAUGGCAGACUGAAGGCUAGUGACCUGGAGCAUUCGCCACAGACUGAGAACCUUUAGCCAGAUCCACUCAACUUUUAGGCUCUGCAGAUCUGGAAAGUGAAUCACUUACUGUAGUUUCCAAUUACUUUACUUUACCUGAAGCGCUGCUAUUCAGCACUGAUAUUUGUCUUCAUGCUACAGUCAAUGGUGGUAGGUUACUGUUCAAAGCUGGGUCAAGUAGUUUGGUUUGUCAAAAUGAUCAUCUGAUGUGUGUUCCUCCACUCCAUUGUGAUUCUUCCAAACACACACUGAAAUGUGUAAUUUCAACUACACACACGGACACGCACCCACACAAACUUGUCGUCCCCUGCCAUACACACACACUCACACUAACCUACGUCUGUCUGUCGCUCUCUCUCCCCCAGGUCUGUGGUUUGACUUGGAGAUUUCGUACAGCGGCUCCUUCCUGAUGACCCUGGAGACCAAGAUGAACCUGAUCAGACUGGGGAAGGACGGAGACGGGCUGCGCAUCAGAGACAUCAGCAAGGAUGGGUAAGGGGAAGGAACGGUCCUCACUAAACACAACACUGACUGGUGUGUGACCUACUCUGAUUGUAAAUGUUAAUUAUAGGGUUACGGUGUAGGGUUAACAGUAUUUUAACUUUGAAACAUUUAAUGAACAUAAUUGCUCUCAAGGGUUGUUGCACAGGGUGGAGUUUCCCACAGUAAACAUUUGUGUAGCCUACUCAGUGUAUGGGAAGUAUGAGACUUUCUCUUCACUAUCCAGUGGGAUAUUAACCUUAUGAAACGCUGCUUUGUUGACAAUUUUGCACUGACAUUUAGGUUUCCUGAAACAACUGUUAAAGGUUUACGCUGUUACAAAGGUUUACAAUGUUUUCCUACUCUGAACACAUGAUAUUGAGAGAAUUAGCUUUCCACAGGAUCAGGGGUUAGCUACAGUUAGCUUUUAACUCGUCUUCGCUGCACUCUACCUUUUCUCUUUCUUUCCUUCCUUCUGUUCCUGGACGUACCCUUACAUGGAUAUGUUCUUCACCUGGUGAGUGCUGAGUUUCUCUGGGGCAUUCUCUCGUUCCCAUUUUCAUUCCAUUUAAAUCUGGGGUUUUUGUGGUCAUUUCAUUACAUAUAGCUUCCAUCCCAUCUAACUGACAUUGUGAAUGGGUUCAUUUUGUCAGUGUUCAGAUUGUGUGUGUGUUUCUUCAUGUGAACUCUUAAACAAAGGGGAUCUCAAGAGGAUGCAUCAAUCCAUACUCAAUCAGUCUUUUCCAUUGCGCCUGGCUGAUGCUGUCGGCUAAUCAGCUGGUUACAGACUCAUUUUCAGCUGGCUAUAUUUUCCACUUCAUAUUAACAAGGUUACUUUUCAUUUAAAAGUUUCAAUUCGCUAGUCCGUGGAGCCCUCUCCCGCUAGAAUGAAUGAUAUGCAUCUUCUAAACAUCUAUUGAUAGGAUAGGCGCCUGUCAGUCACAAAGCGAGCGAUGACAGGGAAACGCAACAGAGAGGAAGAGGCGAAGCGAGAGGUUUCACUCUCACCAAACUCUUUCCAAAAUAGGCCCAAUGCGUUUCUAUGGGCUUAUUUUGGACAUAGGCUUGUCGCCUGUCUUCCCUUGUUUGGGACAACGACUCCCAUUGUUAGGGCGGAGACUUGAGCAUCUCGUCAUUAUAUACAGAUCUCUGGUUGCAGUCGAAUUUAUUUAUAAGGAGCAGGUAGAGAGAGUGAUGCUCGUGAAUUUGCAUGUCCUAUGUAAUGUAAGUGUUAACAAUGAGUCGAAAUCCACGAUUUAGCCUAUUUUAAUUGCUGACACAUUCAUGGAUUUUAUUUUGCGUGUUUCACAUAGCCAGCCACGCGGAGUCGUGGCGCAUUGUAGGCUAUUAACUGUGCAUUGAUUGAUAACUGAACAGCAAGUGUUUACUAGUUUAUCAAAGGUGUCGAACUGACUGAAUAAAGUCGAUCUCUAUAUCCCUUUGCCAUUCUUAAAUCAUGCAACGUGGUUAUACGUCCAUAGUAUCGCAUCGGAACAAGUAAACCAAAGGGUUUCCUUUCCUAUGAUUUCGGGGCUUGCCAGACAGUGACGCUAAAGUGAGUGACUCUCGUCAGUCAGUGUAGCCUACCGAAUGAGUGAGAGAGUCGUUCAUUUGGCUCCCUAAUUUUCAUAGGCUUUUUGGCGCUUACAUGCAAAGAUGGUGAAUUAAAAUUGCAGGAACAAUGGGUAGUGGAGAACCUCAUUCUGGUCCAAAUAUGAUAAUUAGGGCCCUCACGAAAUGCAGGCAUUAAAACGGACUUCAACAAUAUAAAAAAAAACGAAAUGUAUUGAAAUUGAAUUAAUUUGGCCAAGUUUAUCAUAAGACAUGACCAGAAUGCAUCAAUGCAACUUUCUGAAGAUGCAACGAAAAUGCGGGUCUACCACUUUGUGGAAGCCAUUAGCGAUUAUGCUAAUGAACAGUCUUCUAGUAGAUGGAAAAGCUUUCCCAACAACCUUCUCAGUUAAAUGUUAACUAUAAAGUACCCUAUGCUUACCUGGCAAAAUUAUAUCAUUAUUUUUAUAAAUCCAGUGGAUAUUUGCUUUGCAAAGUCUAGCAUCACACGACAAAAACACUGCUAAACCAACAGCCUCUUGUUUGCUGUGCACUUUGAAUUAAAAGGUAACUACACCCAAAAAUCAAAAUUUCUCAUGAUUUUCUUCCAGACCUCAAGUGGUCUCCUGAUGUGGUUUAAGCAUUCUUGUGGACUUAGAACAUUCACAUUUGUUGUUUUUCUAUUAAAUUGUGAAUUUGAAAGUGAAAACCUGAAAAAAAUGGGAAGAACAGAAACCUCUAAAAACAAAACAUUUAAUUAAUUUUUCUAGAUAAUGUGGGCUAUUUACUUCAUUUUUCUGUUUUAAUAAAAUACACAAUUUGAAGAACAAACAUAAUUGUGGCAAUUGAUAUCUUGCAGUAAAACUGUAAAUAAGACUUUAAUCUCAAAGGUUUAAUGUUCUCUUACUUAGAAAAUCGGGGGGGCCUGCCUGGCAAUUUUUUUCUAUUUGGCUGACUACUCUAUAUACUUGUGGAAAACACUGCUCAAUCGUGUGGGUGGGUGGGUGCGUGCCUGCCAAUGAAUUGUGUGGGAACUCGGUGAGACUUCAAAGGGUCUAGAUAACACUGAAAAACACUUGUUUCCUCAUAUGAACAAAGGCAUUGUAGUUCUGAGAGUCACCGAUCCCUCUGAAAACAAUGGGGACGAAUCCAUACUGAAUCGUCUGUGUGUGUGCCAGGUACAGACCACGGACAUACUGCCUAGCUGACAGUGAUGAGGAGUCAUCCAGUGCGGGGUCCUCAGACGAAGAGGAUACUUCAGAGGUUACCAAUGAAGUCCCUGGAGCAGAGGGGUGAGACUAAUUACAGUGUCUAUUUACUUUUACCCUGAUUAUUUACCUUGUUUACCUUUUAAAGUACCUUUCUGUACUACUUUCACGUAAUCCAGACUUUAACUUAAUGCAGACCUUCACGUAAUUCAGACUUUUACGUAAAUUAAGGUAGAUUUGCGCGACGAAAAGUACUUAGGAUUCAACCCCUAAAUCUCUCCUCUCCAUUAGAUACACGGGGGGCCGCCAGCCCAGUAAGAUCAUGCGCUUCGUGGACAAGAUCGCCAAGUCCAAGUACUUCCAGAAGGCCACCGAGACGGAGUUCAUCAAGAAGAAGAUGGAGGAGGUGUCCAACACGCCCCUGCUGCUCACCGUGGAGGUACAGGAGCUCCGAGGCACGCUGGCCGUCAACAUCCCACCCCCACCCACUGACAGGAUAUGGUAUGUUCUAAACAGCUUCAUAUAGUUAUACCUCAUAACUCCGCCCACCAACAGGAUAUGCUACACCCCAACACAUUCCUACCAUCCCAAUACAUAAAUACACUUUAAUAUAAUAUUAUAGGGGUGCUGAUCAAACACUUGUUGGCAUACUGUUGUGCAUUAGUUUUUGGUGUUCUGCAAUGCACUUGUGCCCUCUGCUUGUGACUGAUCACAUCCCUGGAAAACGGACAUUUUGUGUGCCUUAUUAUAGAGUAACCUUUACCAUUAACUUGCCCACACUGUACAAUAACAAAUGGCUCAGUGCUGCAUGAUCUGUUAUAGUUUAAAUCUACACUCUGGUGUUUCACCUAGUGUGUUUGUUCACUCUGUUUUGAAUUGGUGUGCUGCAGGUAUGGCUUCAGGAGUCCCACCCCACCUGGAGCUGAAGGCUCGGCCCAAACUGGGAGAGAGAGAGGUCACACUGGCCCACGUCACCGACUGGAUCGAGAAGAAACUGGACCAGGAGUUUCAGGUAUGUGUGUGUGCAUGCCUGUGUGUGCGUAAUACCGUACUUUGUCCAAACUGUAUGUCAGCAUACUACAUCCAAAUGUAACACCUCUGAAUCUCUCCCAUCUUCUCUCCGACGUAGAAAAUCUUUGUCAUGCCAAACAUGGACGACCUGUGGCUGACCAUCAUGCACUCUGCCAUGGACCCCCGCUCUUUUGGAACGCCCUCCACCUCCACAGCCGAUACAACCCAGAGGGAAACGGAGCCCUCCGAAGCAGAGGGGGGCGCCACUAACGGCAUAUGAAGGAUUGCUUACAGUAUUUGCCUGAAAUGUGUGAAAUUAGAAUUGGGAGCCAGGGGGCCUUGUAGUAGUAUAAGGCCUAUUGGUGUAUAAGGACAUACAAAAAUACUUCUGUUGCCACAUUGACAUUCCAAUAGCUCCAUACCCAAGGGUAUUUUUUGUCACUGGCAGAACAGGAUGACUUCAUCAGUCAUCAGAUGAACUUUGACCUUUAACAAGCUCACUGAUGGAAUGAGACAGAGGUCAGUCAACCAACCAGAAAGGAGAAACACUAAAAAUAAAAUCUCUCACUUGCUGCUCUGUUUUGUAAUCUGUGUAGGAUGAACAGACUUAGAACAUUAGAUUUUUCUCAGAAUGGCACAAAUGUAACAGUGAUACAACCUUUGACAGGGGCAGGUUAGAGGCUAGUGGUAUAAGUGGAGCGGUUAUAAGGUUACACAGUGUCCUAUGAACACAUCAUUAUAUCGCAUUCACCGUUCACCUUACGUCCUAGAUGGGAAACAACUUUUGUUUGGGGACCCAAAUCAAGAGAAGAGAUUAAAGUGAAAAGAAAUGGUUGAAUGAGACACGACACCGCUAGAUUAUACUUUUGUUAUUGUACAGGUGUGUCUGCAAGAGAGUGUGCAUGUGUGUGUGAAGCCUGACACUAAAAGCAAGAGUGCAUACUUUUGACAAUGUCACAUGUAUUAUUUGCCAUAUCAUGAGGCAUCAAAUGCAUCCUAUGCUUUGUGCACUAAUGCUCACUAUCUGUGAUCAGGUGAACACUAACAGUAUAUACACUUGUGCUGUGACCCCCACAGCUCUUACUGCUCGAGGUAGAAGUUCCCCUUUACCACAGGUCUAGAAUCAGAUUACCCCACCCCAAAUCCUAACCAUUUUGGGGAUGAGAAAAUGUCUGACCCUGUAUCAGUGGUAAUGGGGAAAGUUCUACCUAUUCCCCUCUUAACUGUACACAACACCUCUUUAUAUGCAAAGUAUCACUGUCCAUAUCUAUAUGGAAGCAGCUAUAUGAAGCCCCUCCCCUCAUCGUUCUCUGGAAAACAAUGCGUCAUUACGUAGGCAACACGUGUCUUUAAUUCACUAAUGCCUAUGCAAGUUCCUUGCUAACUAAGGACAUGGAGGUGAGCAAUGAGAAAUAAUAGUAUAUGUAUAAUCUUGUAAAGAUAUAUGAUAUAUAAAUGUAUGUCUGAAAAGGUGUAUAUAAGGGGCCUAACUUUUGUUGAAUGUAUGUAUGGCUAUAUUGACAUAUUGUUGGACUGUUUUAUUGUUUGUUGUAUGGAAACUAUUCCUAACCAAUCACAUGGAUUAUGUUGAUUGGGGUAUGCCAAGUAUUGCACAACUAAAACUGAAGUUUUGAUUUAUUUUUUCCUUGUAAACACUAUUAAUGCAAUAGUAUCUACAGGCAUGUAUUGCAUAUUUGCAGUCCUAUUGUGUUAUGCUCUCUCUAGCAUGUACAAUACCCAUGGCACAUGUUGAGACUAUUCCUGUGGUACUCUGCACCACACAGGUUUUCAUUUAUUCUUUCAAAUUAUGUAGGAAGUGGUAUAUGUUUUUUUAGUUGUAUGUAUUUUCAAAUGGCCAUCAACAGUUGCCAAUGCUUGGAAAUGAGCCCCCUUGCCAGACGUGCUAAAGGACACUUGAUAGAGUUAAACUAAAUGAUGAUAUAUGUAGUGUGCCCUUUGCCAAAACCAUCAUUAAUACUUGGAAAAUAAACUGUUAACUCAAACAUAAUUGUAGUCUCAAAAAUCAUCACUUUUUAAGUCUGAAUCACCUUCUAUACUCUACUGUUAUGUUUUCUUAAUUUUGCAGUUAAGUUUUAAAUGCACAGUAUUAGCAUUGGAUUUAUUUACAUGAAUUCCUAUUUGUGUUGCCAUUCGUUCCUUUUAUUUGUCAGGACACUAAAGCACUAUUGUAGAAUGUCAUUGAUGAAGGAAUAUCUUGUUUUCACUUUCCUACUACUAAUUAGUUUAGUUUUAACGAUUAUUCAGUUGGUAAUAUUAUUAUAGGAACCCUUAAUAAAGAUGAGAAAAAAAGACUAAAAUAAA